GACCAGAGACCGGACCAGGGACUGGACAAGAGACCGGACCAGGGACUGGACCAGAGACUGGACCAGGGACAGCCGGCUCAGUUUCCUGUCUGUUUGGACCACAGCGCCAGUGCGAGGCUGAUGUUGAUGGUCGCGCAGACUGGUUACGAUGCAGGAACUGUUUAAGAACUAAUUACAGCACCACCUCAUGGACAUGAUACACACCUACACUGGGCUCCAUAUGUUGGUCACCAUGACAACAGACAGCUGUUCGGUGACGGGAGUUGAACGUUUUUCUUUUUUUCGCGAACACUGGGUUCACGUCGGACGUCAUUUUCCUCAGUUGUCGUUAUUUUUAGCGAAUUUACCAUUUUAUGGACCUGGUUGUCGUUUAGUUAAAUAUUCCUGUAGCUUAUUAUGCUAACUGAAUCAUUUGAACGACUUCCUUUUAUCUGUUCUUCUGUCGAUCAUCUGAUACGACGAGGUCACUGUUAGCUGACGUUAGCUACGGUAGAGUCGGACGAUCUCUGGGGAUUUUUAGUUUCCGUGAAUCAAACUGAACUAAAAAAUAAAUCAAGACUUCAGUUAUUCACCAAAAUGUUUCUGACCAAUCAGAAGAAGAAACACCUGGUCCUCAUCAUGUACACCAUGUAGUACUACUAGUACUACUACUACUACUACUACUACAUUGUACUAACAAAUAAACCCUACUGUGACCCUGACUCUGUGAGUUCAUCAUCAAACACGAUCACAUUCACUGUUAAAAACACAGACGUUUGUUCGGGUCAAAGGUCAAACCCUGACAUCCGAUCUAAUCCGACCUCAUCUUCAUCUGCUCUAAUCGAAUUAUUCGAAUUUCUCUUUUUUCACUCAGUGAAGUUUGAUCGUCUGAGCUGCACUUGUCAUACACACCUACAGGUGGCGGUGAUGGACCGAGGCGCCGUUUAUCAACAGUCAGUGAAAGAGGAGGAAGAGAAGAAGAAAAUGAGCUAAAAGGAAAGUGCCGAGUUCGGAUUCUUUUCUGUGAUUUCGGGACAGAAACAGCGUAAAAAAAACGUUUGCCGUCGCGGUGGGCUUUAGCUUAGCAUCGUUAGCCGCGCAGCUUCUAAAAUCAUUCAUUUCCUUUUCUACAGUUAGCUUGUAGCCGCCGGUGCCGCCUGUCUCGCGGUGUUAGCCUCCAGCUCCCGUUAGCCGUUCGUUUGUUUUCAUCCUCGUCAUGUCAAAGGUGCAGAUGCUGAAAGCUAGUGUAGAGCAGCGCCUCACUGCGGCCGCGGAGCAGAUCUUCGAGCUGUUCGAAAGAACCAUAGCGGAGUACGAGGAGGAGCUGAGUCGCUCCAAGCAGGAGAACCGGCGGCAACAGAAACUUCUGGAAGCCGUUUACAAGCCGGAGGUUCGGCUGUUCACUGAAGAUGUUCUCCAGCUGUCCACGGUCAAAGACGAGGUUCCACCUGAGCUGCAGGAGUCCAGACCCACUGAGGGCCAGGAGGAACCACGGCACGGCGGCAUCAAGGAGGAGCAGGAGGAGGAGGGGGUGUGGACCAAUGAGGAGGAGGCGGCUGUUGGAGGCGUGUCUGCAGAGAAGGUCAGUGAGGAGAAGAACCCUGGCUCCUGCCGUCCACCUCAUCUUCAGGACAAGGAGGACGGCUCGGGUCCUGGACCCUCCAGGGACCCCGGUCCAGAUGGACCUGAGGACCAUCAGGACGGUCCCGGGGAGACCGUUGGCAGGAAGUUGUCGUGUUCUGAGUGCGGGAAAACAUUCUCCUACAAGUCGGAUCUGCUGAGACACGUGGUCAGUCAUUCAGGAGAGAAACCGUUCCACUGCUCCCAAUGUGACAAACGUUUUGCGACUGGUGGGAGUCUGAGACAACACGAAAAAAAGCACAUGGGAGAAAAACCAUUUGGUUGCUCAGAGUGCGGUAAAAGGUUUAGCUCCAGGUCCAAGUUGUUGCAACACAUGGCCGAUCACACGGGAGAGAUACCGUUUAGUUGCUCAUUGUGUGAGAAAAAAUUUCCAACAAACUGGAGUCUGAAGAAGCACAUGAUUGGCCACAACGGGGUGAAGUCACACGGUUGCUCUCAGUGUGGGAAAACCUUUUUCUGGGUUUCACUGUUGAGGAGACACCAGCUGACCCAUUCUGGAGAGAAACCUUUCAGUUGCACUGUGUGUGGGAAAAGAUUCAUCUCCAAGAAGAACGUGGAGAACCAUGAGAAAAUACACACCGGAAAUCAACCGUUCAGUUGCUCCGUGUGUGGGAGAAAAUUUACCUACAAGGGGAGCAUGAAGGACCACGAAAAAAUACAUACUGAAGAGAAACCGUUCAGUUGCUCUGUGUGUGGCAAAGAUUUCGCCCGUGCACGUUUUCUCAAAAAACAUGAAAAGAUCCACUCACGUGAAAAACCAUUCAGUUGCGGUACGUGUGGGAAAAGUUUUGCUGUAAAGGGCAGUCUGACAGCACACGAGAAAAUCCAUACUGGAGUGAAACCAUUCAGCUGCUCACAGUGUGGGAAAACCUUCUUCUUGUCUUCAAGUUUGAGGAAACACGAGAGAAUUCACACUUGAAAAAAUCUGACAGUGAAGAACUGGACCAGGACCAGGACCUGGACCAGGACCUGGACCAGGACCUGGUCCACCUCAUGGAGAUUAUACACAUCAUUCUUUACUAACUGGACUGAGUUUCUGUGAAUUAAACUAAAAAAUAAAUCAAAUGUUGUCAAACAAAUAAACCCUCCUG
Molecule: messenger RNA, 2711 nt
Organism: Cynoglossus semilaevis (tongue sole)
Lineage: Eukaryota; Metazoa; Chordata; Actinopteri; Pleuronectiformes; Cynoglossidae
Product: gastrula zinc finger protein XlCGF26.1-like
Exons: 2
Coding region: 1196-2539 (447 amino acids)
Biological process (GO): regulation of transcription by RNA polymerase II
Cellular component (GO): nucleus
Molecular function (GO): RNA polymerase II cis-regulatory region sequence-specific DNA binding; DNA-binding transcription factor activity, RNA polymerase II-specific
Source: RefSeq, a predicted model, not a curated record